AUGCGUUUACAUUUAGGUCUUUUAACUGAAGAUCUUGCUCAUCGUUUUAUGGUUUCUAUUUGUGUGGUGAGUUCAGUAUUUAUAACUUGGAUAAAACUUCUUUCUCUUGAAUUAAAAUGGCUUAUACAUUUUCCUGACAGAAAUAAUAUAAAGAGAAAUUUACCAACAACGUUCAGGAAAUACUACCCAAAAUGCUCAAUAAUAAUUGAUUGUAGUGAGCUUUUCAUUGAAACACCAUCAAGUUCGGAUACUGCUGCAAGUUGUUGGUCAAAUUAUAAACAUCAUCAUACUGUAAAAUAUUUGGUUGGAAUAACACUAAAUGGUGCAACUUCUUUUUUAUCAAAUUGUUAUGGUGGAAGAGCUAGCGGUGUUUUUAUUGUUAAAGAUUGUGGAAUUUUAAAAUGCUUACAACCUGGAGAUCAAGUUAUAGGAGAUAGAGGUUUUAAAAUAAAAGAACCACUAGCUUUUUACCAGUGCAAUUUAGCUAUUCCUUCAUCAAAACACACGAAUUUGCAAAUUACAUCUAAUGACGUGCGGGAAACCUCAAAAGUUGCAAAUGUUCGAAUUUAUGUAGAACUAGCCAUAGGGCGUAUGAAGAACUUUCGUUUUUAA
This is a messenger RNA of Hydra vulgaris (swiftwater hydra), 612 nucleotides long. RefSeq lists its product as uncharacterized. The record is from RefSeq and is a predicted model, not a curated record. NCBI's taxonomy places the organism in Eukaryota, Metazoa, Cnidaria, Hydrozoa, Anthoathecata, Hydridae.